GUCAGAUACUGUUUCCGGUGCAUUGAAAUCUCACAGUUAUUUCAGUUGUGAGUCUGAGACGUGAUUGAGAUGUUUGUCGCCAAAUAUACUAUUUAGCAUAUGUAGAAACUGUUAGCUAGAGACUAAGGUAGAACACGUCCACCACAUUUGAUGAUUUUGAACUAGUUUGGGUUUCUGAACAGGAUAUAAAGUGAGGGCCAGGAAAUGUCCAUAGCGCAACCCAUUCAACCACCACCUCCCCCGCCCCCUCCACCUGGACCACCCCCACCUGUAGCCACUAAAGUACCCAGCAAAAAGAAGCUGUAUCAGGCUAUCGCAGCAGGAAAGGCCCCCGUGGAAGGCGAUCAUACAGAGGCCAGGCUGCUGCUCACCCAGAGAGAAAGUAGCUUAAGCAAAGACCUGCAGUGGAUAUUGUUCAACAAGUAUAUACCUUCCCUCAUCCAAGACGGCCCUCAGUGUGGUCUAGUUGCAUUGUGGAUGGCAGCUAACCUACGUAAUCCCCCCUUACAUGUUUCCAUGGAAACUGUAGUCCAAACAGCGGUGGGCAGGGGAUACACUGCCCAAGGGGAGAUGUUCUCAGCCCGUGACAUGGCCCUACUGGCAGAGGAGGUGUGUGUGUGCAGGGUGGAACUCCUCUCUGGGGGAAUGGGAGGAGACAACUCCAGAACCAUCUUGACACAUCUGUGUGAGGGACAGCCUGUCCUCGUCCCAUACGACGAGGACUUGAACCACGAGCCAUGCCAACGCAGUGGACACAGGGCGCACUGGGCUGUGGCCUCAGGUGUUUUGCUCGGCCUAGCCCCGGGGACUGUGAACAAAGAGCACACAGAACCAGACCCCACCCUGCCCUGGCUACUUCUACCCAGGGUCAGCUCGUUUCCCUGCCCCAGCCCAGGGAUCAGGGAGGCCUACAUACUGGCCAAGCAGGGGAAGAGCCUGCGUUACCAGUUGUGGAGCCUGGACAGCUUGGCCCAGAGUAAUGAUCAGCUUAGAGAGAUGGCCCCCCUGAGGGCUGGGGAUGGUACCCCAUACGUAGUCCCCCAGGAAGGGGUGGAGGGUGGUCUCUCUGGCCAGGUGGUGCUGCUCUACACUGGGGCUCUGACACAGUGAUCAGGACUUAAAGGACAUGCUGUGGGAUGUACUAGGUGCUGUUUGUUGAGUGUGUUCUGCCUACCAAACAACAAUGCAAGUUACUGUUCUGGCAUUCAGAUAUAUUAUCAGGGGUUUCACACACUAGAGCUUGUAAAAAAGUACUGGACUAUGACACCAAAGAUGGUGACAACCAAGCAGCAUUGUUUGAAAAUACCACAAUGUGCCUAUUUAAAUCCAGUAAAGUCAAUGUGUUAAAAUGAACCUUCAACUGGAAGGAGUAUCCAAAUGCACUCGUUUACAUUCUGCAUCAAAUAUAAUCAACUGCUAACAUAUUUUAACAGGAUGAUACAUCAUUGUGUCUUUUGAACAUUAGCGACAAAGAAUGUGAACCCCGGCUUGGAGCAGAAAAUACAACAAUUCCUAAGAUCUUCAUUCCAGUUUAUUGCAAUCAAUGGUGUUCUAGACAGAGACUCAGUCCACCCCAUCAGAACAGUGUGUUCUCUUCCCAGACAGUCCGCAGAAUUCUGAGAUGCAACACAGGGGUUAUAAAAGCUACAAAAAUACCUCCGUACCCCACGACCCUGACACACACUGGCCAGUUCCCAGCCCGACCACACAAACAGUAUGAAAACAGUCAGCUGGCUAUUAUAAAGAUGAGGACACAUAGAAAGACAUAUAAUACUUAGUCUGUAAACAGAAAAUCAUUCCAGAAAAUUUACUUUUGUGGUGUAGGUCCAGAGAUGAUAUUCCAGCUCUAUGAUGUCAAUGCUGACAUAUGCACCACAUUGAACACAUUUCUUUCAAAAAGAGGGCUACCACACAGGUGUGUACACACACACACACAUCCACACACACAGAGAGCUGUGCGACACUGUGGAAGAACAGAGUACAGGAAGACUUGGACUGGAAUGUUAUCUGAAUGACCAAAACAUUGGAAAGAGGUAAGCUCUGACACAAAUCAAUACCAUGGUCACAUUUGGUCAUCAGCAUGGGCUUCCACUCACCUCAGUCCAACCCAGUUCUUUGUGGUCGAUGAAAUAAAUUGCUUGUCCACAGUUGUCUAACAGACAGUUUUCUCCAUUAAAAACAACCAAUAACACAAAGAAAACUCCCUUCAAAUCAAUUAUUCAUCCAGUAAGACUCAUCAUUAAGCUUAAAAUAUUAACCUGUUCCAGUUUUGUAACACAGACAGCCACACAUGCCAUUCAGUUUAGGCACCAAAAAUAGUUGCAUGGAACUGAAUAUCUAAGCUGAAUCAACCUUAAUUAAAUAAACACAAUUACUAACCAUGAGCCCAGGACACACCAGGUAGUUAAACACACAUACAGAGCUUGCUUUGUUCAAUGGCUUUUUGCGACAAUCAUCUGCAAUACACUGCAGUCCGGUCAUGGCCAGAGUCAUGGGCCCAAUAUAAAAGGAAUGUAAAAGAUAGAAAGGCUAUUUGCCAUUUUUUGUAUUUUCUCGACCAUUUACCAAGAGAAAAGUGGUUUU
Osmerus eperlanus (European smelt) is the source of this 2583-nucleotide messenger RNA. It is a transcript of the gene actmap, whose product is annotated as actin maturation protease. The coding region runs from base 205 to 1110 and encodes 301 amino acids. The transcript has 8 exons. Lineage: Eukaryota; Metazoa; Chordata; Actinopteri; Osmeriformes; Osmeridae. The record is from RefSeq and is a predicted model, not a curated record.